AAUCAAAUUAAAAUUGUGUUUAAGCAUUCGUGGAGUGUACGCUUUUGUUUUGUCAAGAAAAGCUGUUGAAACCCACGAUGCUUAUAAUAUUUGUAAUAUUUUGAGUAGAUAAACAACAUUUUAAACGAAUAACAAUAUACAGGAAAAUGGAUGACAAACGGAAGUAUUCGGUGAUAUUUCGUUGUGCGGUGCCCAAAUGCUUGUAUACCACGAAACGUCUCUACAAUCUGCACCGUCACGCCAAGACACACAAGAAGGAACAUUGGCGCUCCAAGCGAUUUCCGUGUCCGUGUUGCGCUUAUGCGGCUGCAACACGAGCGCAUUUGAAGCGUCACAUGGGCAACAAGCAUCCGACGGAGGAUAUUGCGGCCCACGAUCUUACGGGUCUCGCCUACGAGGACCUCGAGCAGAUGGAGAAGUCGAAGGAGGAACAGGAACUAACGGAACUGAUGGACGAGACGGACCAGAAAGAAGAGUUUAUCGAGGGACCCGUGACAGUACUGCAAAUGGUCACGCCGCUGAAUCCGGAGUCGGAACCGCUGCCGGGGCAAAUGUACUGCAAUGUAACACUUGAGGGGGAAGCCUUUCGAUUGAUUCCCGUGGCGUUGCUUCCGGCGGAAGCAGCAGCGAAGGAGCUUUAACAUACGUAUAGACUACUUGUACUUUCUUCCCUCUAGGAGGGAUACGGAUUAUUACAGGCCGUAAUACUGGAGUCUGGAACUUGGAGCAUUUAUCAACAACGGCUACCGUUAUUUGUGCAGAUGUAACUAGUCAGGACGCGAGGAAAUCAGAAAACAAAGCUCCCGAAAAGGAUGAGGAGGAGGAGGAUCAUGUCAAGAUUCCGAGAAAUUGGCAAUUAAGUACAGACAUGCUAACUUCUGGAAGAUCAUCGCAAAGAUCACGGAAUUUAUUUGCAGGCAAUGUGGGAAUCGAAUCGGGCAUUUUCCAACACUAAAUGUUAGGGUUAUUCCACCCAGAUGAAAAAGUGGAAUAGUGAAAAUUUAAAUAUUAUUUCAUAUAAUGUAAUAUAUAAAAAUUAACAAAUUUGUAAAUAUGAAAACACUCACGGGCCUAUUGAAUAUUUAAUAUUAACUUUAACUGUUAAUUCGACGAAGGACUAUAUGGCUAAAAAAUGUAAAUUUCUUUAUAAUUUAUUUUUAAAAAUAUUGUAAUUUUAGUUGAAGGUGGAAAUAUGAUUUUGACAGUUUACUAAUAUUAAAAGAUUUUCGACGCGUAAAUUGAGCUCUGAAAAA
This is a messenger RNA of Drosophila innubila, 1253 nucleotides long. RefSeq names its product RE1-silencing transcription factor-like. The record is from RefSeq and is a predicted model, not a curated record. Lineage: Eukaryota; Metazoa; Arthropoda; Insecta; Diptera; Drosophilidae. The transcript has 2 exons. The coding region runs from base 147 to 641 and encodes 164 amino acids.